This is a messenger RNA of Saccostrea echinata, 1885 nucleotides long. Its product is annotated as G-protein coupled receptor GRL101-like. Gene Ontology annotation, biological process: G protein-coupled receptor signaling pathway. Gene Ontology annotation, molecular function: protein binding; G protein-coupled receptor activity. Bases 1 to 1815 code for a protein of 604 amino acids. The transcript is spliced from 4 exons. Gene Ontology annotation, cellular component: membrane. NCBI's taxonomy places the organism in Eukaryota, Metazoa, Mollusca, Bivalvia, Ostreida, Ostreidae. The record is from RefSeq and is a predicted model, not a curated record.
AUGGCAUUCAUUGAUGAUGAAAAAAACUAUUUGCGCUUAUUAAAUAUUGUGAAUAGCUCAAUAGCAACCAUAAAAUUUUCUCAGAGAUUUAAUCAUUAUUUUGAAUUGUAUGUUCGAAAUAGCUCGCUGAAUUCGACGUCAUCAUUUCAGAUUAGAAAGCUUUUGGGAAGCAAAGCAAAUAUAAUAGAGAGUAAGGGUUUUCCGAAUCUCAUCAAAAGAUUUCAUCACCUGGUUGUUAACUUCAGUUUCUGCAAUUUAACCGAACUACCAAAUUUUUAUGUCGAAACAAUCACUUUCGAUCUUCGUCAAAACAAGUUAAGGAAUUGUAGCAUUCUGUUUUUCACGCAAAUUUUACACCUACAAUAUAAUGAAUUUGAAUCAGUUAAUGUAUUUGUUGAUACAAGGCAAUCCGAGGCUCGCCUACAAUACCUAGACCUUUCCUAUAAUAAAAUUGGUAAGAUAGGAAGAAACGAUCUUGCACAUUUACCUAAUCUUCUCUAUCUUAAGCUAAAUAAAAAUUUCAUCGCAUUUAUUGACGAACACGCGUUUUCAAAAAUGCCUAAACUUCUUCAAUUGGAAUUAUCAAAUAAUCAUUUACAUUCCUUAAACAGAAAUCAUUUCUUGCGUCUUUCUAGUUUGCAAUUCCUUGACCUUCAAAACAACAACUUGAAUGUGGUAGAGGGAUUGUUUGAUGGUCUCGUUAGUAUUCAGUUCCUGUCAGUGGAUUACUUUACGUUAUGUUGUGCCCAACCUAAAGUUAGGGGUAAGGUUCAGUGUUUGGCUCCAAUAAACCGAGUUUCCUCAUGCGAGAACUUAAUUGACACACCAUUUCUCGGUAUCCUUAUCUGGUACAUAGCACUUUUGGCGGUGUUGGGAAACUCUCUUGCUACUUUUUAUAGGUUGUAUGUUCUGAGGAGGUCCCCCGUCUCAUCAUUUGUCAUUUAUUCCAUUAAUUUGGGUGUGGCAGACUUUCUGAUGGGUGUGUAUGUCUACAUAAUUGCGGGGGCUAACGUGACGUUCACUGGCCGUUAUGGAUAUGCAGAUAAGUGGUGGAGACAUAGUCCACUCUGCACUUUGGCCGGUGUUAUAGCCACUCUCUCUAGCGAAGCAUCUGCUCUGUUUGUCCUUUUGAUCACAAUUGAUAGAAUUUACAUCAUAAGAUUUCCAUUUUCAAACAUUAAGGGGAAAAAGUUAAGACCAAACCUUCUUUCCAUCUUUGUGUGGUUCACUGCUAUCCUUCUUGCUUCACUGCCUUUAUUUGGAACUGAUUACUUCGAUGACUAUUAUUCGGGCUCUGGUAUUUGUAUCUCUUUACCUCUUUCUGUUCAGCGUAAAACGGCUUGGGAGUACUCUAUGGCAGUCUUUGUUGGGGCCAACUUCUUGAUCUUCGUAGCAAUAUUAGUAGGACAAAUAGUAAUAUUUAGUGACGUGGUAAACGCCGGAAAACAUCUGCAAAUCAACAAGAGCACUGAAAAACGACGGGAGAUUGCAUUGGCUAAGACUUUGAUUGCAGUAGCAGUGACAGACAUGUUUUGUUGGAUACCAAUAGGAGUGAUUGGCCUGCUGACGUUCCUAGGUGUUGAUGUCACCUCAAAGGUCUAUGCCUGGGUGGUGGUGGUGGUUUUACCUAUAAAUUCGGCACUGAAUCCCCUAAUCUACACAUUUUCUGCCAUAAUAAGAUUAGGAAGAAAUAAGAUGCGAUUGAAAUCAGAGAAAUGUCAGAAUUGGAAAACACAAGAUGAAUUCACACUGGAAGAAAAAGCUGAGGUAAAUCAUGGAGCUGAAAAAGAUGCAGAGAUUUUCAAAGAAAGCUAGACAGUGAAAAAAUGACGUACACGUGAAAAGCAUGAUGAUUAGUAGUCUGAAACGCAUUUCAUUUAACGUC